UCCGCCCGAAGUCUUGUGACUACUCUCUUUCUCCCGCCACCUGUGGCACUUGCUAAACCCUAACAAAACCUCACUUUCCUGUUAAACCAACAAAUAACUAACUAUGGAGGCUGAAACUAUAAUCUCAUCAACGGACUCGAUGGACUUCAAGAUUAAAGAGCUUUUAAAAGAGGUCCAUCUCGACCAAACUGCAAUUAUCACUAAGCUCGUAGACGACACAUUUUCUGCCAUUAAGAAAGUAAUCAGAAAAAUCCCCGACGACUUGCAGGUUACUGCGGAUUUAGCUCCUGAUUUUGUGAGAGACAUUGGUGCAGAUAAAGUGGACUUCAAGUUUAGGAAGCCAAAAUCUGUUAAGAUUGGUGGUAGUUAUUCCAUAAAUUGCGUGGUCAAGCCUGACGUGAAUGUGGAUCUUUUUGUUCAGUUGCCAAAGGAGUGUUUUCAUGAGAAAGACUAUCUAAAUCACCGGUAUCAUGCCAAAAGAUGCCUUUACCUCUGUGUAAUUAAGAAGCAUUUGAAGUCCUCUCCAUCAUUUGAUAAAGUUGAAUGGUCUGUCCUGCAGAAUGAGGCCCGAAAGCCUGUAUUGGUUGUCCAUCCAGCUGCAAGGCCUGUUGAGGCUCCUGGCAUUUAUGUACGGAUUAUUCCUACAGCAGCAUCUUUGUUUAGCAUUUCAAAGUUGAACUUGAACCGGAACAAUGUCCGUGCAGUUAACCAAGAUGGUGUUCCUCAGCCUACACCCAAGUACAAUAGUGGUAUAUUGGAAGACAUGUUUCUGGAGGAUAAUGCAGAAUUUGUCAAUAAAACAUUUAGUACAUGGAAGGAAUUGGGAGAGGCUUUAAUGUUGCUGAAGGUUUGGGCUCGACAGAGAAGUUCAAUAUAUGCUCAUGAUUGUGUAAAUGGAUAUUUAUUGUCUAUCUUAUUGUCAUACCUUGUGAGCCUUGACAAGAUUAACAAUUCUAUGAAGACAAUGCAGAUACUUCGCAUUGCAUUAGACUUCAUUGCCACCUCAAAGUUGUGGAACCGUGGCCUUUACUUUCCACCACAAGGCCAGAACAAAGUUUCAAAGGAGGAAAAGAUGCAUUAUAAAGAGUUAUUUCCUGUAGUGAUAUGCGAUCCAUCUACUCAAGUUAAUUUGGCUUUCAGGAUGACCAGUGUUGGUUUCUCUGAGCUUCAAGAUGAGGCCGCUUUGACACUUCAAUGCAUGGACCGAUGCAGAGAUGGUGGAUUUGAGGAGAUGUUCUUGACCAAGAUUGACUAUGCUGCUAAAUUUGAUUACUGUGUUAGAUUGAAUUUGAAGGGAUGUACGGAGGCUCAUGCAUUGGGAUUUUGCUUGGAUGAUGAAUGUUGGAGAUUGUAUGAGCAGAAGGUGCAUAGCCUGCUGAGUCAAGGAUUGGGUGAUAGAGUAAAGUUUAUUCGUGUUACUUGGAGGAACACUCUUUCUGAGUACAUUAUAGAAAAUGGCUUAUCCAUACUUGAUAGAGAGCCCCUGCUUAUUGGCAUUUCAUUGAGCACUCCUGAGAAAGUUUUUAGGGUAGUUGACAUUGGUCCAAAUGCUGAAAACAAAGAGGAGGCUCUCAGGUUUCGAAAGUUCUGGGGGGAGAAGGCAGAACUUCGGAGGUAUAAAGAUGGUACUAUUGCAGAAAGCAUAGUAUGGGAAAGUGAGCAGUGGACAAGACAUCUUGUUUUGAAAAGAAUUAUUGAGUAUGUUUUUCAGCGGCAUCUUUCUCUACCAAAAGAGAAUAUUGUGCAAAUAGUUGAUCAGCUUGAUUUCUCUCUUCUUCAUGGUGCUAAAGAUCCUGUAUCAUUUUCUGGAGGUUUACUUGAGGCAUUUGAAGUCUUAUCAAAGCGCUUGCGUCUUAUUGAAGAUAUCCCCUUGAGAGUUUCAAGUGUGCAACCUUUAGACUCAGCAUUCAGAUUUACAUCUGUGUUUCCUCCUGAACCUCAUCCGCUGGUUAAUGAAAAACGUAAUGUUACAAGACUACAUAAGCUUACCCCAUCUUGUAUUCAGCCGCUGGAAGUUAUGAUUCAGUUGGAAGGUUCUGGGAAUUGGCCAAUGGACCAUGUAGCAAUAGAAAAAACUAAAGCAGCUUUCCUUAUUCAAAUUGGAGAGAGUCUUUGUAACAGAUGGGGAAUGACAUGUACAGCUACUGAGGAUGAUGUUGAUGUCUUGAUGUCUGGAUAUUCAUUCCGUCUCAAAAUUUUGCAUGAGAGAGGACUGAGUUUGGUGAAAGGGGAAAUUGGAAAUCAAGCAAAGCAGAUAUAUUCUACAGAUAGGGUUCUUUUUGUUCGUGGUCAACAUGCAAGCAUGAUCAAUGGAUUACAGGGUCGUUACCCAGUCUAUGGCCCAGUUGUUAGGCUUGCAAAACGAUGGGUGGCUUCACAUCUUUUUUCUGCAUGCUUGAUGGAGGAGGCUGUUGAACUAUUGGUUGCAUAUAUUUUUUUAAAGCCUUUACCAUUUAAUGUUCCAAGCUCGCGUGUCACUGGAUUUUUAAGGUUUCUACGACUUCUAGCAGAGUAUGAUUGGACCUUUUCACCCUUGGUCAUUGACAUAAAUAAUGAUUUUGGCCCAGAUGAUUAUAAAGAAAUUAAUGAUAACCUCAUGUCAAGUAGGGAAGCACAUGAAGAAAACACUCAAAAUGUAAGCCCGGUGAUGUUCUUGGCUACAGCUUAUGAUAAGAGAUCUGAAGCUUGGACAAGAAACUCACCAAACUCAAUGGAGCUUAAAAGGUUGGUGGCUUAUGCUCGAAGCAGUGCUAACUUGUUGAGCAAACUCAUUUCAGAGAAUCAGAUUGAUUCUUACCGAUGGGAGUGCCUCCUCCGAACUCCAUUGAACAACUAUGAUGCUGUAGUUCUUCUCCACAGGGACAGGUUACCUUAUCCCCAUCGACUUCUCUUCCCAUCUGAAGUAAACAAAGGGAAGCAUGUGGUCCGUGGAGAUGCCAGCAAGGCUUUCCACCCAUUCUUGUUGUCGGGCGAUUUGAAGGGAAGCUCAGAGGAACUGAAAAACAAGCUGAUGGUAGAUUUUGAUCCGCUAAGGUGCUUCGUUGGUGAUCUAGAGAAAGAGUUUCCAAAGAAGUUGAAGUUGUGGUAUGAUUCUUUGGGAGGUGAUGCUGUUGGCCUGACAUGGGAGAGAGGCUUCUCAAAGAAACGAAAUCUAGAGGAAACCCUUGAAGAAGAAGAAGAAGAUCCAACUGAUGUGCUGAAAGCUGUAGGUGAAGUUGGGAAAGGUUUUGUCAGGAAUAUUUAUCUAUUGAAAGCCCCAAGGCUGACAAAUUAAGUCUUAAUUUUCCUGAGGCCAAGUAGUUUAAUACACAACUCUUAGCUCCCAGUCCUAGUGAAUCCACAGCGGCAUAGUUUUCUUGUACUUCUUUGUGAUGGGGAAGCUUGAAUGAGGUUGGCUGAAUCUUACAGCAGUGUAUUCUGUAUUUAGGCUUACUGUAAGAGAUGGGAGUGAAAUAGGAAAUUUUGUAUGACUGGUUAAUUCAUUCAUUUAUAGAAAAUUUUGAAGUGCCGCA
Messenger RNA from Mangifera indica (mango), 3512 nucleotides. RefSeq names its product nucleolar protein 6. NCBI's taxonomy places the organism in Eukaryota, Viridiplantae, Streptophyta, Magnoliopsida, Sapindales, Anacardiaceae. Gene Ontology annotation, cellular component: small-subunit processome; CURI complex; UTP-C complex. The coding region runs from base 104 to 3274 and encodes 1056 amino acids. The record is from RefSeq and is a predicted model, not a curated record. The transcript has 26 exons. Gene Ontology annotation, biological process: tRNA export from nucleus; rRNA processing.